This is a messenger RNA of Arachis ipaensis, 1397 nucleotides long. RefSeq names its product uncoupling protein 5 (gene UCP5). Lineage: Eukaryota; Viridiplantae; Streptophyta; Magnoliopsida; Fabales; Fabaceae. Gene Ontology annotation, biological process: transmembrane transport. The record is from RefSeq and is a predicted model, not a curated record.
ACAUCUUCUCUUACCUCUCCACACAAAAAACACAUUCACACACAUCAGAUCUGACCUAUCAUAUGUCUCAGAGGGCCGCCGUCCCCCACUCUUCUUCCAUAGCCUGUGGCCUCCAUUCCCAUCUUAUGGUCUCUAGUGAUAUCUCCAACUCCAACUGGUCCCAAUAGUCCCAAUUUACUCUCUAAUCCAUUCUUUUCAUUCUAACAUACACUAACCCCAAUUCAUCAAUUUUGCACCACAACAACAACAUCAUGGGUGUUAAGGGUUUUGUAGAAGGAGGCAUAGCUUCAAUCGUUGCAGGCUGUUCAACCCACCCACUCGACCUCAUCAAGGUCCGCAUGCAGCUCCAAGGCGAGUCCAAUCCAACCUCCGUACCUUCCCUCCGACCCGCACUCGCCUUCCAAACCGGAUCCCGAUCCAUCCACGUCUCACCACCUCCGCAAAUCACCCAACCUCCUCGCGUCGGACUCGUAACCGUCGGCGUCAAGCUCGUCCAGCAAGAAGGCCUCGCCGCUCUCUUUUCUGGUGUCUCCGCCACCGUCCUCCGCCAGACACUCUACUCCACCACUCGUAUGGGGCUCUAUGACCUCCUCAAGCAGAAAUGGUCCGUCCCUUCCCCUGUUCCCGGCGGCGCCACCACCAUGCCUCUCUCACGCAAGAUCGAGGCAGGGCUAAUCGCCGGCGGCGUCGGAGCCGCCGUUGGUAACCCAGCUGACGUGGCCAUGGUGAGGAUGCAGGCCGACGGGAGACUCCCUCCAGCUCAGCGGCGCAACUACAAGUCCGUCGUGGACGCCAUAACGAAAAUGGCGAAGCAAGAAGGCGUUGCUUCCCUGUGGCGCGGUUCAUCGCUUACGGUGAACCGCGCGAUGCUUGUUACGGCUUCGCAGCUGGCGUCGUACGACCAGUUCAAGGAAGCGAUUCUUGAAAAAGGUUUGAUGCGCGAUGGUUUAGGGACUCACGUGACGGCGAGUUUUGCGGCGGGGUUCGUUGCAGCUGUUGCUUCGAACCCUGUUGACGUGAUUAAGACUAGGGUAAUGAACAUGAGGGUGGAGCCAGGGGCUGAGCCGCCGUACACUGGGGCUCUUGAUUGUGCUCUGAAGACGGUGCGUGCGGAGGGUCCCAUGGCGCUGUACAAGGGGUUCAUUCCUACGAUAUCGAGGCAGGGUCCUUUCACUGUUGUUCUGUUCGUUACGCUUGAACAGGUUCGCAAGCUCUUCAAGGAUUUCUGAGAAAGACUACCAAGAUGAUCAUCAUCAUUAUGAUAAUGGCGAAAAAAUAAAAUGUUUUGCGUUUUUUGUUUACUUGUCUCUUGCGUUUUCAAGAUUCCUGAUGUUUUGCCUGUGGUUGAGUAAUUUUUAUUAUUAUGAUUUAAUCCAUCAAAUCCAAUAUUUCUGGAA